Messenger RNA from Aspergillus clavatus NRRL 1, 762 nucleotides. Its product is annotated as synaptobrevin family protein. The coding region runs from base 1 to 762 and encodes 253 amino acids. Gene Ontology annotation, biological process: vesicle-mediated transport. NCBI's taxonomy places the organism in Eukaryota, Fungi, Ascomycota, Eurotiomycetes, Eurotiales, Aspergillaceae. The record is from RefSeq and is a predicted model, not a curated record. The transcript has 2 exons. Gene Ontology annotation, cellular component: membrane.
AUGGCUUCCUCUUCGCAGCCUUCAAGCUUUCUACUCUACUCCUGUAUAGCACACCGCACAACAAUCCUCGCGGAGCACUCAUCACCCGGAACAUCCUCUACCGCCGCCUCGUCCCUAGCCUCCAUUAUUCUCCCCAAGAUCACUCACGACCAGCCCCAGAAGCUCACCUACACCCACGAACGUCUCUUCGUCCACUACAUCGCAGACUCCCCCUCCGGCUCCUCCGACGAUGGCAGCCGCCAGGAACCCAACUCCUACGCUCCCCUGAGCUACAUCGUGGUCGCCACCGCCGAGCAAGGCCGCCGCAUCCCCUUCGCGUUCCUCCUCGAGGCAAAACGCAAGUUCCUCGCAACCUACCCGCCCUCGAGCACUGACUUCUCGUCUCUCCCCGCCUAUGGCUGCGCCGCGUUCAACACGGAGCUCCGCUCCCUCCUUCAGACGUACAACACCGCGCCACCUGCGGACUCGCUUGCUUCGGCCCGCCGCGAGAUCGACAGCGUCCGGGACAUCAUGACGGAGAAUAUCGAACGGGUGCUUGAGCGCGGUGAGCGGAUUGAUCUCCUUGUGGAUAAGACGGACCGGCUUGGUGGUAGCGCGCACGAUUUCCGCGUGCGCAGUCGGGGACUGCGGCGGCAGAUGUGGUGGAAGAAUAUCAAGCUCAUGGUGCUUUUGGUAUUCGUGGUGGUUUUUCUGGUUUAUCUGUUCGUCGGCAUGGGAUGCGGCUUGCCUGCUUGGGGGAAGUGUGUUGGGAGCAACAAUUAG